Molecule: messenger RNA, 1265 nt
Organism: Panicum hallii
Lineage: Eukaryota; Viridiplantae; Streptophyta; Magnoliopsida; Poales; Poaceae
Product: endonuclease 2-like
Exons: 8
Coding region: 79-978 (299 amino acids)
Biological process (GO): DNA catabolic process
Molecular function (GO): nucleic acid binding; endonuclease activity
Source: RefSeq, a predicted model, not a curated record
AGCGAGGUGGUCGAGUAUAGUGAGAGGUGAGAAGGAAUCUGAAAGCUUCAUUGCAACAGAGAGAGUGCCACAGGGGGGAUGGCUGCACGGCUAGCUGCCAGGAAUAUGGGAUUGCGGCUUGUUCAGGUCCUCCUCGUCGCGGUGGCGGCGGGAGCUCCUGCCGCCCACGCAUGGCGCAAGGAGGGCCACUACAUGGUGUGCAAGAUCGCCGAGAGCUUUCUGACGAUCGAGGCCUCGGCGGCGGUGACGAGCCUCCUGCCGGGGUGGGCCGGCGGCGAGCUCGCGGCGACGUGCUCGUGGGCCGACGACGAGCGGCGCCGGUACCCGUGGUCGGGCGCACUGCACUUCGCCGACACGCCGGGCGACUGCCAGUUCUUCUACGACAGGGAUUGCCACAACACGAAAGGAGAGAAGGACAUGUGUGUAGUUGGAGGAAUCAACAACUACACCGCAGCCCUGAUGAACUCGUCUGCUCCAUUGGUUGAUCUGACCAUAAGCCUGAUGUUCCUGGCGCACUUCGUCGGCGACAUCCACCAGCCCCUCCACUGCGGCAACACCGUCGACUUCGGCGGCAACACCAUCAUCGUCCGCUGGUACAACACGACGACGACCAACCUCCAUCGCGUAUGGGAUUUGGACAUCAUCGAGAAAGCCAUGAAGGACUUCUACAACGACGACCUGAGCAUCAUGACACAGGUCAUUAUGCAGAACAUCACUGAGGCGUGGUCUGAAGAAGAGAGGGAGUGGGAGGCAUGCUCUAGCCGAACAAAGACUUGUGCUGACAAGUACGCUAUGGAGAGUGCAGAACUGGCGUGCGACGUGGCGUACGCGGGUGUUGAGCAGGGCUCCAUCUUAGGAGACGACUAUUUCUUCUCUGCGCUGCCGGUUGUUCGGAAGAGAAUCGCGCAAGGAGGGGUGAGGCUCGCUGCAAUACUCAACAGGAUCUUCGGUGAGAGCAGCAAGCCGCACAGCAGUUGAACCCGGAGGCAUUAAGGGAGAAGAAGGGCAAGGAGAUGGUUGCCAUGAUCAAUCAGAAUAAGAUCGUCCUGUCUGAAAAAUGUUAAUUCAGCCAUUCACAUCACUGCUCUGUCGGAUUUACUUUCAAUUUGUCGGAGUUUCUUUCCUUGGAAACCAAAGGAAUUUAUUUAUGACGCACUUUGCGCGUACCGUGGAGUACGAUGUAGAUUUUGUGCAAAAUUUAGUACGGUCACUCACUGUAAAGCGUUUCCUGAACUUGAUCACUGACACUUCUUGCGUUCCUUCCA